Messenger RNA from Zophobas morio, 3846 nucleotides. RefSeq lists its product as uncharacterized. The record is from RefSeq and is a predicted model, not a curated record. Gene Ontology annotation, biological process: DNA integration. Gene Ontology annotation, molecular function: nucleic acid binding. Lineage: Eukaryota; Metazoa; Arthropoda; Insecta; Coleoptera; Tenebrionidae. The transcript is spliced from 5 exons. The coding region runs from base 1 to 3846 and encodes 1281 amino acids.
AUGCACCACCUAGAAGGAGUAGGCGUAGAAUGUAGAAAUUUGUGUGAGAAGACUAUAACACCUAUUGAAAGAGGGCGAAUGAUUGGGAUGCAUGAGGCUAGUUUACCAUUUCGGGAAAUCACCAGAAGACUCGGCCCAACGGAUUCUACGAUAUUAAGAACAAGUCGAGAAUGGAACAACGAAGAGCUACAAAUGCGUCGCAGGGGAACAAGUCUAGGUCUUGUUUGUGGCACUCUGAUGGACGCAUACGUGUUCGAAGGCCUUGAGGCCAAAGGUGAACCAUUGUCCAUAGUAAAGUCACUGCCGAUCAGCGACGGUAAUUAUCUUAUAGUGUACGAGAGUUUAACAAAUCGGUAUGAAAACAAAAGACUUUUGGUUACCACAUAUUGGCAGUCUGUUAAUAACGCCAACAAAGCCACAUCUGACUCGCCACAGUCUCUCCGUAAUUUAGUGAAUAGUUUUACGGAGAAUCUGGCGGCACUAGAUCAAAUUAGUGGAUCACUAAACCCACCAGCGUCACUAGAUCUGUGGGAUUUUACGUUAUUCAAUUGGAUGCUGAGCAAGCUCGACGCUUCAACUCGGAAGCGAUUCGAAUUAGAAAAUAGUGGGAUCGACUUCCCUACUUUUAAUUCUCUGAAAGAGUUCGUGUUGCGACAAUGCAAAGCUCUCGAAGUAAACAAUGCUUCGACCGGGCCAAUGUCGCAACGAGCGAACCCGGUCCCAAAACCAUUAAAACUCGACACACCCCACCAGCGGGGUGUCGUACCGCACGCUUUUGUGGCAAAUACGGAUAGUAAUAAAAAGGUACACACCGUUCGCGCGUUGCUUGACAGUGGCAGUCAAGCAUCGUUUAUUACAGAGAAAUGUCAGCGACAACUGGGCCUCGGUCUUAUUCAAUCCCAUACCCCUAUCAUUGGGCUUAACGGAAUAGAAUCGAAAGCUGGUAGUAUGGUAUCGUGCAUCGUACAACCAUACUUCCGCGAAACACCACGUCUUUCGGUUUCGGCGAUGGUAAUAAAAAAGAUUUUUGAAGACAUGCCUGUAGUUAACCCACCUGCCAAUCGGCCACAUCGGUUCGUAAUAAUUGGCGACAUUAAACAAAUGUAUAGGCAGAAUCUGGUAGUUCCGCACCACCGCGACUAUCAACGAAUUCUGUGGCGGUUUCACCCGGAUGAACCCAUUCGUGAAUUCCGUCUAAACACGGUGACCUACGGUGUAGCUUCAGCAUCCUUUUUAGCGCUUCGCACCUUGGCAGAAUUAGCAAACAUCGGCCAAGAUCAGUUCCCGUUGGCUUCGCGAGCGUUAUCGAAACACACUUACGUCGAUGAUAUCGUUACGGGCACAAACUCUGUGGCGGAUGGUCAACAACUUCGGACCGAACUCGAAACAUUGUUAGGCUCGGCCGGGUUUCAUCUCCAUAAAUGGUCGAGCAACUGCCCCGAAUUAGUGCCAUGUAAUCGGGAUUCGCACGAGGACGACACACACACGUUUGAUAGUGAGUCGUUUCAAAAAAUUUUAGGCCUAAGUUGGCACGCGCAGAAGGACAGUUUCUCAUACAUCGUAAAACCAUUGAAUCGUACUUGCACUAAGCGUACCAUCUUAUCAGACUUGGCACGCAUCUUCGAUCCUCUCGGAUUUUUAGCGCCGUUAACUUUCUUUGCAAAGUGUCUAAUUCAAAACUUAUGGACACUCGGGUUACAAUGGGAUGACGAACCUCCUGAACCCAUAGUUGACAAAUGGCAGAAGUACUCGGAAGAGCUUCUCUUAUUAACGCGAUUAGAGAUCCCUCGUCACUUGAAUUCAGAUUCUUACAGUGCAUUGCCGUUGCACGGAUUUUGUGAUGCUUCCGAAUCGGGAUUUAGUGGAGCUGCUUACUUCCGGUACGAAAUGGCGGACGGUCAAAUAAUUACGAAAUUAGUUUGCGCUAAGACUAAAGUCGCCCCACUAAAGCGGGUCACGUUGCCUCGAUUGGAACUUUGCGGCGCCCUACUACUUGCUAAACUGAUAUCUCGGGUCUGCAAAACAUAUCAGAAUUGUUUCAAAUUCCAAAAGAUCUUUGCGUGGAGCGACUCCACCGUUGCGUUAUCUUGGAUCAAAUCAUCACCACAUCGGUGGAAAUGCUUUGUAGCGAACCGAGUCGCACAGAUUCAAGAUUUGAUACUCCCUUCUAGUUGGAAACAUAUUCGUUCCGAGCAGAACCCUGCAGACUGUGCUUCACGCGGUUUGCUCCCAUCGGAGCUGGUGCACCAUUCCUUAUGGUGGGCGGGCCCCACGUGGUUGCAGCUCCCGGAGAUAGAAUGGAAUCUCGGAGAUUCAAACGAACCAAAUCAAUCGCUCGCGGUCAUGACGGAGAAAAAAAAGGUGGUCCUGAAUGUGGUCACAUCUCGAGAUCAUAUUAUUGACAUUUUGUUGAAUCGAUAUUCCUCUCUACGGAGUGUGCAACGAGUGAUAGCAAUUCUUAUUCGAUUCACCCGCAACGCGCGAAACAAAGAGCAACGAGUCAGUGGCCACUUAACUGCAGAGGAACUUCACAGAGCUCUGUUAGUUGUUAUUCAACAUGUUCAAGCCAGUUGUUUUGAGGAUGAAAUCGCGAAGCUACGACGCAAUCAACAACUGUCAAAGGCACUUCAACGGCUCAAUCCGUUUCUAGAUAACCGCGGUUUUCUUAGGGUGGGCGGCCGUCUUCAACAUCCGCAACUUCCCUUCGACGCAAAACAUCCCUUGCUUCUUCCUUCAAAACACCGAUUAACUGAGCUGCUAAUAGAACAAUUUCACGUGCGAUAUUUACAUGUAGGACACCAAACGCUAUUCUUCUUGUUGCGCCAGCAGUUCUGGAUCCUCUCAGCGAAGCGCGCCAUUAGAUCGGUUGUAUCACGGUGUAUUCGAUGCUUUCGCACCCGUCCGACGUCAAUUACACCACUCAUGGGAAACUUACCUUAUGCCAGAGUCAACCACCUCAAACCCUUUUUGCAUAGUGGGGUGGAUUUUGCCGGUCCUAUUAGUCUGACAAUGGGCAAAUAUCGAGGAACGCGAACGACGAAGGCAUACAUUUGCAUUUUUGUGUGUAUGUCGGUAAAGGCGGUACAUCUCGAGUUAGUAUCUGAUUUAACUUCGGACGCCUUUAUUGGAGCAUUUCGACGCUUCAUAGCUCGUCGUGGUAGAUGUACAGACUUAUACAGUGACUGUGGCACUAACUUUGUUGGAGCAAAUAAAGUGCUGCUACAGUAUGCCAAAAAUGCAGCAAGCUCACUAGAAUUAAAAUGGCAUUUUAAUCCUCCGAAUGCCCCAAAUUUCGGGGGUCUCUGGGAAGCAGGGGUGCGGUCCGUGAAAACUCACAUCGUUCGGGUAAUCGGUGCCCAAUCACUUACCUUCGAAGAGUACUACACCCUGCUAGUGCAAAUCGAAGCGGUCUUGAACUCUCGCCCACUAUUCUCUGCUAGCCCUGAUCCCAACGAUUUGAAUGCUUUAACACCUGGCCACUUUUUAGUAUUAGAACCUUUAUCUAGUCCGCCAGAUGAAGACGUCAGUACUCUAAAACUCAAUCGCCUCAAUCGCUGGCAAUUAAUCCAACGUUGUCAACGCGAUUUUUGGAAGCGGUAUCAAACAGAGUACCUUCACACUUUGCAGCAAAGGACAAAGUGGUGCAAGGUGGAACAGGGCCCGCAGAUCAAUUCAGUAGUUGUGAUAAGGAACGAUAAUGCCCCCCCGCUGCAGUGGCGGUUAGGGCGAAUUGUGGAACUCCACCCCGGUGCAGACGGAGUUCAUAGAGUCGCCACUAUUAAAACUUCCCUGGGUCUACUAAAACGACCAAUUUCAAAAUUGUGCCCACUGCCAGUAGAGUCCUAA